Messenger RNA from Ramularia collo-cygni, 846 nucleotides. Its product is annotated as related to Pre-mRNA-splicing factor syf2. Gene Ontology annotation, cellular component: Prp19 complex; post-mRNA release spliceosomal complex; catalytic step 2 spliceosome. The record is from RefSeq and is a predicted model, not a curated record. NCBI's taxonomy places the organism in Eukaryota, Fungi, Ascomycota, Dothideomycetes, Mycosphaerellales, Mycosphaerellaceae. Bases 1 to 846 code for a protein of 281 amino acids. The transcript has a single exon.
AUGUCCACCUCCACACUCAAACGCAAAGGCUCUCCGGGUCUCGAAGAUGAAGCAGGUCGUGAUGCAGCCCCAACAGCAGCAGCAGAUGACCGCGCCGCCCGCUUUGCGGCACUGCGCGCGCGAGCGCAAACAUCGCGCAAAUCCAAUCUCAACGAGACAAAGCACGAGGCAUCGCGUGCAAAAAUCGACCCCAGCGCGCUCAACGCUGUGACACGGAAGAAGGAUAUCGCCACGCACAAAUUACUGAAAGCCGACAUAGAGGCUUCGGGCGGAGAUUUCGAGAGGCAGCGCGCAUGGGACUGGACGGUGGAGGAAAGCGAGAAGUGGGACGAACGGGUGGCAGAGAAGAAGGCAAAGCGGGAAGGGAACAAGUUUGCCAGCUAUGGCGACGAGGCUGGCAAAGUGUAUGAGCGUCAAGUGYGWCAAAAUCUCGAAAAGGAUCCGGAUGGUGCGAGGUUGAGCAGCUAUGAAGCGGAGAAGCGAAGUGCCAUCGACCGUGCUGUCGCUUCGGGUGGAUUGGAGAUUGUGGAGGGUCCGGACGGAGAGCUGAUUGCUGUCGAUCGAGACGGCUCUUUCCUCUCUACUGCCGACUCGGCUACUGCUACAUUUGGGGAGAAGAAGCCCUCGCGGCAGGCUGUGGACCGUCUGGUUGAGGACAUCAAGAAGGCAGAGGAAGUACGGCUGCAAAAGCGGAGAGCACGUGGAAGAGCGGAUGCACUGGAUGACGGCGGCGAUGUAACGUACAUCAACGAGAAGAACAAGCAGUUCAACAUGAAGCUCGCGCGCUUCUACAACAAAUAUACAGCGGACAUCCGGGAGAGCUUUGAAAGAGGCACGGCAAUUUGA